Cephus cinctus (wheat stem sawfly) is the source of this 1749-nucleotide messenger RNA. It is a transcript of the gene PIG-Q, whose product is annotated as phosphatidylinositol N-acetylglucosaminyltransferase subunit Q. Gene Ontology annotation, biological process: GPI anchor biosynthetic process. Gene Ontology annotation, cellular component: endoplasmic reticulum; membrane. The record is from RefSeq and is a predicted model, not a curated record. The coding region runs from base 104 to 1711 and encodes 535 amino acids. The transcript is spliced from 5 exons. Lineage: Eukaryota; Metazoa; Arthropoda; Insecta; Hymenoptera; Cephidae.
ACCUUAGUCGGGUUUAGUAUUACCACUCCAAUAUUUGUGAAGUGUACCUAACAUAUGUCAAGGCAAAAUUUUUAUUUUAAAUUGAAGUUUUUCUUGACACAGAAUGAAGUCCUUGUUAAUAUUUAUACCACGGGAAUUAUAUAGUGAAAAGCCUGGAUACAUUUUUGGUAGAGUCAAUUAUGAUGCCAGGAGUGGAACCAAGAAGUUUUUUGCUAUUGGUAUUCGACAAAUAAGAUCUGAUGCUAUUGUUAAACUCAGGAGAAACAGUUUUGAUUCAAUAGCUGGUGCUAAUAAUGAUGUUAUGGGUCAUCUUUCUAGUGCAGAUGACACAAAUGUAUAUCGGGAUAACUCAUAUCCUGAUUGGAUUAAUAUCUCUUUGAAUACUUGUGAGAGUUCCAGCAUUGACAGUCCUGGAUAUUACUUGAGAAAUGUAUUUGUCGAUUCAAGAAAGAUAGAACCAUCACAGUAUCACACUGUUCUGAUUAUUUAUGAUCGGUUAGUUUUGAUGGAAGCUGAUCUUUUUAUGGAUAAGACUCCACCAGAUCAUUUUCAUGAACUGAAACUGAUACUCCAAAAGAAAUCUGUUGAGGAUGAAAUAAGAAAAAAGUCUACUUUUACAAAUACUCAAGAAGUUAUGUUAACUUAUAUAAUGUUAAUCUUUCUGUAUCCAACACGAAUGCUGUGUAAACUGACAAAUGGAUUACUACCUAUAUUGAAAUUUUCUGCUCUUGGAUUACAUCUAAAUGCCUGGCUGGAGAAUUUGCAGUGGAUGCUAGAUACAGUAAUGCACAAUAAAAGAUUUAAUCUUAAGGCUGGAAACUAUUUGGUGGCAAUGGCACUUGAUGUAUUACUUGGAGUAUUACUCUUGAAAUUCUUAUUACAUGCCAUUGGACAGAUGCCUCCGUCAAAAAUACUUCUAGAUAAUGCAGAGAAAGUAGUAGAGACUCUAAAAGGACUAGUAAACUGGCUAAUGGGUGCACCAGCUGGACUAAAAUUGAAUCAUUCGUUCAAUGAAAUACUUGGAAAGUUUUUUCUAUAUCAUAUACACUUAUGGUGGACAUUUCUUGUAUUUAUAAAACCAGUCUUGGACUUUGCAUUCAAAGUUUUGCUGUUAUUUGGUAGAUUGGGCGUCACAUUUCAAGUUUCAAUAGCAGCUGACUUAUUGGCUCUUGUGAGUUUUCACAGUUAUUGUAUUUACAUUUAUGCUGCAAGAUUAUUUAAUAUCCAAUUACGUGGACUCACGGCGCUUUUUCGUCUUUUUCUUGGAAAGAAACAAAAUCCUCUACGAGAACGAAUUGAUUCCUGUGAAUAUCAACCAAAUCAAUUAUUUGUAGGAACACUACUCUUCACUAUUCUCUUAUUUCUAAUGCCAACAACAUGGGUUUACUAUGCUGUCUUUACAACGCUUCGUGUAGUAAUGAUUGGUCUUGGAGGAUUUCUUACUAGACUGAAAUUCUACCUUCAAAUAAUGCCAGUGUAUACAUAUAGCAAAUGGUUAUUUUGUUCACCAAUAACUAGCAGUUCUGUAAAUAUGAGAAUGCAUCCAACACAAAUUAAAGAUGCUACUACAAUAGUUGUAUCAAUGACAGUUUCACCCUGGUGUGACACCUGGAAACAUUGCAUUCCUGACACUAUACAUUAUCAUCCUUCUAUUGAAUGGACAACGAUAGCCAAUAAUGUAUUUUCGGGUCAACUACUGUACCCUUUGUAAAUUAAAUAAAUGAACUAAAUAAAAUAUUUUACAUUGAA